AGAAUCCGGCGGGAACAGGCUUCUGACGAGUUUGUUCGAGUCAUGGAGGCCAAAGUCCGCGCCGGAGGCGUCGGGGAUUUUCAGCUAGGUGCCGACGGUGCCUUAGAGUUCAGAGGCAGGAUCGUGGUCCCGAAAGUCGAGACGUUGCGGAAGGAGAUAUUGUCAGAGGCUCACACCGCACCCUAUCUAGCCCAUCCCGGGAGCACGAAGAUGUAUCACCACCUAAAAGGGUCGUUCUGGUGGCGAGGAAUGAAGAAAGACGUCGUCGAGUUCGUUAGUAGAUGUUUUACCUGUCAGCAAGUUAAAGCCGAACAUAAGAGUCCGAUCGGCCUCCUGCAGACACUGCCGAUUCCGAGGUGGAAGUGGGAGGAAGUCACGAUGGAUUUCGUUACGGGAUUACCGAGGUCGUCUGAACAUCACGAUGCUAUCUGGGUCGUUGUCGACAGAUUGACUAAGGACGCUCAUUUUUUACCCGUGUCGAUGAAGAUGUCUUUGGAUAAGUUGGCUGAGAUUUAUACCCGUGGGAUCAUUCGACUCCACGGA
Striga hermonthica is the source of this 543-nucleotide messenger RNA. NCBI's taxonomy places the organism in Eukaryota, Viridiplantae, Streptophyta, Magnoliopsida, Lamiales, Orobanchaceae. The record is from the annotation of a GenBank genome assembly.